GCUUUGUUGCACUGACAUGCAAAAAUAUAUGAUAGAUAUCUAUAUAAUUGGCCAGACGUUCCAAAAAAAAAAUCAUUUACAUCGUGACAGUCGUAUAUAAAACAUUGAAAAUGAGAACUACGUUGCUUGUCUUUGCAGCGGCACUUGUUGCUUAUACCCAUGCUGAGAACUGCACCACCACUAGCACCCAGAACCAGUGUACAAGUACCAACUGUUCGCGAGGCUAUCUGAAGGAAUGUGCCAACAAUGUUUGCACGUGCAGUCCAAACACAUGUACCACACAAGGUGAUUGUGCGAAUUUUCUCAACUGCAACAAUCAGUGGCAUUGCGUUGACAACGGCUGUAGAUGUUACUGACACGGACAUUUGAUAUACAAAGGCUGGUCUUCAGCAAUAAAUUUAAAGCAUU
Molecule: messenger RNA, 408 nt
Organism: Mercenaria mercenaria
Lineage: Eukaryota; Metazoa; Mollusca; Bivalvia; Venerida; Veneridae
Product: serine protease inhibitor Cvsi-2-like
Exons: 3
Coding region: 111-356 (81 amino acids)
Source: RefSeq, a predicted model, not a curated record